CAACAUGAGAGAUAAGGAUGGAAUUACAGGUUCGGGGUAGGGAUAAGCGUAAGCGUAAGCGUGGCAUGAUUGAAUAGAACAAUUAAAGAAUCUUGGAAGUGGUUGGUUUGUUUGUUGCAGAAAAAGAAAAUCCAAAUGGGUUUGAGGAAUAUUAUUGGCAAAAGGCUUGGCCUUGGCCUUGUAAGGAGGAGGAAACCUUUUUCGACUGCUACUUGCGAUGGCGAUGGCAAUGGCAACGGCAACGCCAAAUCCAUCAACCUUUACUCCGCCAUCAAUCAAGCCCUUCAUAUUGCGCUUGAAACUGAUAAUCGCGCAUUUGUUUUCGGAGAAGAUGUUAGCUUUGGCGGGGUUUUCCGUUGCACUACCGGACUCUCUGACCGAUUUGGUAAAGCUAGGGUUUUCAAUACCCCUCUCUGUGAACAGGGCAUUGUCGGAUUUGGAAUUGGCCUAGCCGCAAUGGGAAAUCGGGCCAUAGCGGAAAUUCAGUUUGCAGAUUACAUAUACCCUGCUUUUGAUCAGAUUGUAAAUGAAGCUGCCAAGUUUAGAUACCGGAGUGGCAACCAAUUCAAUUGCGGAGGUUUGACAAUAAGAGCCCCUUAUGGCGCUGUGGGUCAUGGUGGACAUUACCACUCACAAUCACCUGAAGCUUUCUUUUGCCAUGUUCCUGGUAUAAAAGUGGUCAUUCCUCGCAGCCCACGGCAAGCAAAAGGAUUACUGUUGUCAUGCAUUCGUGAUCCAAACCCUGUUGUCUUUUUUGAACCAAAGUGGCUUUACCGUUUGGCAGUGGAAGAAGUGCCUGAGCAUGACUAUAUGUUGCCUCUAUCUGAGGCAGAGGUCAUUCGGCAAGGCAGUGAUAUCACACUAGUAGGGUGGGGAGCGCAGCUCUCUGUCAUGGAACAGGCCUGUAAUGAAGCAGAAAAGGAUGGAAUUUCUUGUGAACUUAUAGAUCUGAAAACUCUAUUGCCCUGGGACAAAGAAACAGUUGAAGCCUCAGUCAGAAAAACUGGAAGAGUUCUUAUUAGUCAUGAAGCUCCAGUUACAGGAGGAUUUGGUGCAGAGAUCUCGGCUUCCAUCGUUGAACGUUGCUUUCUAAGGUUAGAAGCUCCGGUAGCAAGAGUGUGUGGCCUUGACACCCCAUUCCCUCUUGUUUUUGAACCCUUCUAUAUGCCAACCAAGAACAAGAUUUUGGAUGCUAUCAAAGCAACCGUGAAUUACUAGAAAAUUUCCCAGAUAAACCUAUCUACAUACAUGCAUACAUUAACGCAUUAAGAAGAAAAAACUCACACUUGCAGAUACCGAUCCUUUCAUCAUGAGGAAAAGAUAGCGGCAGUGUUGGCGUGAAGCUAGAAAUCUAUCUAUUUAACUGUAACUCUUAUUUUAAGUAGUAAUAAUGAUAAUAAUUGCAAAGCAAACGUGCUUGUUGAUUGAUACAAGUAUAUCAAACUUUAAAAUUAUAAAAUAAUAUAUUUCAAAAAUAAAUAAAAACCGUUCUUGCUUCUUUUA
Molecule: messenger RNA, 1503 nt
Organism: Gossypium raimondii (Peruvian cotton)
Lineage: Eukaryota; Viridiplantae; Streptophyta; Magnoliopsida; Malvales; Malvaceae
Product: 2-oxoisovalerate dehydrogenase subunit beta 1, mitochondrial
Exons: 13
Coding region: 136-1218 (360 amino acids)
Biological process (GO): branched-chain amino acid catabolic process; response to nutrient
Molecular function (GO): catalytic activity
Source: RefSeq, a predicted model, not a curated record